Nematolebias whitei (Rio pearlfish) is the source of this 2961-nucleotide messenger RNA. It is a transcript of the gene nek10, whose product is annotated as NIMA-related kinase 10. The record is from RefSeq and is a predicted model, not a curated record. Lineage: Eukaryota; Metazoa; Chordata; Actinopteri; Cyprinodontiformes; Rivulidae. Gene Ontology annotation, biological process: protein phosphorylation. The coding region runs from base 1 to 2961 and encodes 986 amino acids. Gene Ontology annotation, molecular function: ATP binding; protein kinase activity; protein binding. The transcript has 31 exons.
AUGUUCAAGUUGGGUAAAAAAGUGAGGCCAGAGGAAAAACCGCCUCUGAAAUCCACAAGAAUCCAGACCAAAAGGCUCCAGUCCCUGCUUGCUAAAAGCAGCUUCAGACAGGUGUCAACAUGGAGUCAGAGUGGAGCCAGCAGCUUUUCUCCAAAACACACCAGCAGACAGAGGAGUGGGAGCGACAUCAGCGCUGAAGCUUCUGAACUGGAAAAAUUCAGCAUAACUUACAAAGAUCAAAGAUGUUUCAGCAGCCACCCUCUGAAUAAACUCUUCUCGGAUAUUCUUACAUCUUUAGUCAGGAAUCGACUCUGCAGUGAAUGGAUUGACCUUGCACCACCCGAGACAGUCCUUAGAGUUCUCAUCUGCCUCCGGUUAUUGAUCAGAGAUCCAAACUAUCAGAAACUGUUUCAUCAGCUUCAAGGCAUCAGUUUACUUUCCAGGGUCAUGGAGUCUGUCACUGUCGAGUACAUGUCCUGUGGUGAGCAGGCGCUUGCUGCGCAGCAGCUCGUAACAAUGACCUACAUGCUUCAGAAGCUGUUGACAACUGAAAACCAAAGGGUCUGGGUCGUGGAGAGCGGCGCUCACAGGACUCUCGUGCAGCUCCUCUCUGCAGCAGACAGCGGUGUGCUGCACGGAGCCCUGCUUGCCCUCACUGCUUUAGCUGAGAGUCCCGAGUCGAAGAAGGAGAUCGGGCAGCUGCACAUUGUGGAGAACCUGCUUCUAAUCCUGCAGGAAUAUGAUCUGCUGUCAAAGAGGAUGAGCGCAGAGCUGCUGAGGCUUCUGUCUCCGGUCCAACAUGUCAGGCUCCAGUUAAAGGAGCUGGAGGGAGUACCGGUGCUGCUCAGCCUCCUGCACAGCUGGAACCUGAAGCUGCUGUGGAGCGUCACCUGGGUCCUGGUCCAGCUCUGUGAGGAUCCUGACACCAGAACAGAGAUCCAGAGCUGGGGGGGAGUGCAGCAGCUCCUCCGACUGCUCAGCAGUGACAGGCGGUACGCCUCUGAUCGCUCCGUCGUCCAGACGUUCUCCGACGCCGGCGCCUCCGGUCGCAUCCUAAGGGAGCAGACGACCGAGGAGCUCGUCCCAAACGAGGAGAACCACAACGCUUUGGCCCUGCAGUCAGCGUGCUGUACAGCGCUGACCGAGCUGAGUCUGGACGACACUUCUGCUCAUCUCAUCGUUCAGGAAAAUGGAGUCUAUAUAAUCUCGAAGUUCAUUUUACCACAAGUCAAUGAACCAAAGGCCACUUCCUUACAGCGCUACGCCUUCCGCACCCUCCGAUUUCUCUUCAGUGUGGAAAUGAACAGACAUCUGUUUAAAAGGCUCUUUCCCACAGACCUCUUUGAGCUGUUUAUUGAUGUUGGACAUUACGUGCGAGACCUCGCCGCCUACGAGCUUCUGCAGACCACAGUUUCACUCUACACCGAAGAAGAACUGGACGGUCUGAGAGCGAGCAUCGAUGCUCUGGAUCAGAACCAGCCUCCGCUCAGAGUGAUCCACGGUUACUCCAUACUGGACCAUCUGGGGUCCGGGGCCUUUGGAAGUGUCUUUAAGGUCCGAAAGCAGAGCGGGCAGAACCUCCUGGCUCUGAAGGAGGUGAACCUGCACAACCCGGUGUUUGGAAAAGACAAGAAGUCCAGAGACGGCAACGUGGAGAAAAUCAUUUCUGAGCUCACGAUCAUCAAAGAACAGAUGAUUCACCCAAACAUUGUAAAAUAUUACAAAACAUUUGUAGAAGGUGAAAAGCUUUACGUAGUGAUGGAGCUGAUUGAGGGCGUGCCGCUCACGCAGCAUUUCAACUCCCUGAAGGAGAAGCAGCAGCAGUUCACCGAAGACAGAAUCUGGAGCAUAUUCAUACAGAUGUGUCUGGCCUUGAGGUAUCUGCACAAGGAGAAGAGGAUAGUCCACCGCGACCUCUCGCCCAGCAACAUCAUGCUCGGAGAGAGAGAUAAAGUCACCGUCACCGACUUCGGCCUCGCCAAGCAGAAACAGGAGAACAGUGAGCUGGUUUCAGUGGUUGGCACCAUCCUGUACUCCUGUCCAGAGGUGGUAAAAAACGAGCCGUACGGGGAGAAAGCUGACAUCUGGGCUUUGGGGUGUGUCCUGUACCAGAUGACAACCUUACAGCCUCCUUUCUACAGCAGCAACAUGCUGUCUCUGGCCAGCAAGAUUGUCGAGGCCGUCUACGAGCCGGUGGAAGAAGGAGUCUUCUCAGAGAGAGUCACAGACAUGAUCAGAUGGUGCUUGAGUCCAGAUCCCGACCAGAGGCCCGACAUCAUCGCCGUCAGCUCCAGGAUUGCUGACAUCAUGAUGAGGCUGAUGGACGGACUCUACACCUCCCAGAAUGCACUGCAACGAAGAGCUGACAGGGACAGGAAACGAGCUCAGAAGUACUUCCUGGAAAGGAACAACAGCAGGAUGAUCUGCUGUCAAUCAAAGCAGGAAAACCCUCCGAUGGCGUCUGACUCUCUGGAUCAAAGCUCUGCAGCUUCAGGCAGUUUUCACCACAGCGAGCAGAGAAUCAGUCACGCGUCAGUGGGGAUCUGUGUGUCCCAGAAGAAGCUUCGACAGAUCGACGAUCCGAUCCAGAAGCUGCUGAAGCAGCUGCACAAACUCAUCUUCAUCACUCAGCUUCCACCAGCGUCGCACCAGAACUUCAGACGGCGCCUCGUUGACAGAUUUAAAAAGUCCCUCUUCCAACUUGGCAGCGAUUCGUACGAGCUGAAACUGGAGCUCAGCAAGCUCCUGCAGGCGUCUCCAGAACUGAUGGAGUUAAACUCAACCGGAUCAGACUGGUGGCCUCGGGGGCAGAACUCCACCGGGGUUCAUGCUGCCGAUACCUCAGCUGCUGAGAAUCUCAGAGAAGGAGUUACGUAUCAGCAGAUGCAGGGGAUCAUUGAGGAGCUCCUGCAGGAGAACAAUUACUACGAAGCAUCACACAACAGGUUUAAAACUGCCUGA